Messenger RNA from Wasmannia auropunctata (little fire ant), 7318 nucleotides. It is a transcript of the gene Als2, whose product is annotated as alsin. NCBI's taxonomy places the organism in Eukaryota, Metazoa, Arthropoda, Insecta, Hymenoptera, Formicidae. Bases 336 to 4943 code for a protein of 1535 amino acids. The transcript is spliced from 14 exons. The record is from RefSeq and is a predicted model, not a curated record.
CCGGCAGUCCCGCGGGCUUUAUGCAAAAGUCUGUGCUCCAGCGCUCCUUGCCCCCAGCCCCAGCCCCAACUGUCCCACGUCCAACAGCUGAUAUCAGUACCGAGCGAUACCUGUCAGAUAUUAGUCAUAGUAGAAAAAGAUCUAACGUUUAAUCAUGCCGCUCUGCAGAUCCUCUGUGAUACAUUUAUGGAUGUGUGUCACGGGGGAAACGUUAUUUCAGAUAAUAUGACGAAAGAGUGGCGUCAAUCCGCUGGUGGUUAAACGAAGGUACGUAGAAAUAAGGCUCUCGCGUAGGUUAUGCAAGCCUCGUUAUCUGUCAGACCACGUACAGUGAGAUGGAUAAGCACAUGUAUCUAUGGAGGGGCGCCAACAAAUUGUCCUUCACGUUCGGCGACAAGCCGAACGGCCUCAUUUCCAAGCUCGUCACCGUCAAGGAUCACAUUUUCGCGGCGACCACGACCAACAGCCUCUAUCACGGGGAGGCGUCGUUCCGCGAGGGAGGCGUCUGCCCCGCGCUCGUUUUCAAGCGGGCCCAAUACGACGUCGUCGACCUAGCAUCCAAUUCCGAGCACCUGUUUGUCGUGAACACUAACGGGCAUGUUUUGAAAGUAAAUCCUCAGGACAUGAGUGUUUUAGACUCAAUAAUUCUCAAGGAAGAAGUAAAGUACUGUAGCCAUGGAUGCAAAGAAGAGAAUGAAGUAGUGAAGGUGAAAUAUAUAGCGGUCAGCGAUCAAGCAGCAUUAUUUGUUACGGACAGCGGACAGUUGUGGGCUAGUGGCAAUCAACCGCAGAUAGAUAUAAAUAGUACAGAGCCGAAGAAAGUUAAAUUUUUUGAAGGGAGGACAGUGUCCGAAAUUGCAUGUGGCUCCAACUUCAAUGUCGCCGCCGUGAGAAAAACCACUAAACUUAUAAAAGACGAUACGGAUAGUGAAAACGAGUUGGAGGAGGAGGUCUUCGUUAAUUCCUGUCCGCAAUGUCUUAAUAACGUUAUGUUAAGUCCCGGGAGCGUAACAUCGUCAGACACGUGUCUCACCGGUCUCCAUGCGCAGCAGUUCAGCGAGGAUCGCUCGACAAAUUCCAUCAGCGCUCUCUCCACUGCCAGUAAAGAGCACAUUUCUCUGCCAGAGGUGGACAAGAAGGAGCAACCGUCUGACAUCGUUGAGAACGGCGAGGAAUGUCUGAAUAAUUUAACCGAUUCCGACAAGGACGAGAAGAGAAACGUUAUAUUUAUAAACACCGAGACCGCUCGGCAAUUUCUCACCCGGCAACUGUCGUGGGUCUCGUCUUACGGAAGUGCCAAGGAAGACAUUCCCAUGGAGAGUGUCGAUCGGUCAACAAGACUGAUAAAGCAAAAUGUCUCGAAUAUGGCAAACCUGGUGUACGAGGGGGUGAAAAAUGUGGGCGGUAAAGUUGUAACUUUAUCCAGACAUAUGAGCGGUAGUUCUGAUAUUAAUGAGAGCAAAGCCGAUAGCAAUGAACACUUGGAGGAGCAAGGGGACACCUACACGAAACCUACCGCGACCAGUUUAGCAUUGAGCUUGCGCUGCGAGGAAUUUCCUUGGUCGUCCAGUACCGGCUCCUCCGAACACGAAUUAUCCCAACACGGCUUGAACGAAAGGAUCAAUACGUUAUCUCGCGCUGGCAGCAACCUACUGGCGACAGAGCUCUGGACGUGGGGCGAUGUACAGUACGGGCAAUUGGGAACGGGAGAUAUUAUUAAACGGCCAAGGCCAGUACUGGUGACAAAGCUCAACCAUACCGGUAUCAGAAAAAUUGCUUGCGGUGCCUUCCACGUGCUCGCUUUAACACUGGACGGCAGAGUGUUUGCAUGGGGUCGUAACAACUUUAAGCAAGUCACCUUGCACACUACAGUAGACCAAAGCGCUCCUCAGCUAUUCACCACAAAAUUAUCUUCCAAUGAAAGAGCUAUCGAUAUGGCAGCUGGCAGUUUCCAUAGUUUAGUAAUGAUGCAUCAUGGUUUAUAUUUUAUGGGACAAUCGAGUAAAGUUGGCGAUAUGUUUCAACUUGACAUACAAAGCAAGGAUGAAUCAAACAGUCCGAGGGAGAUUUUUAGUUCUGGGCAAUACAGUUGUUGUUCUGUGAUAAACGAACCGGCAAUAAAUGUAUCAGAAGAUUUGAUAAACGAUCAGAUCUUCCUGGAAGAAAUGUUGACUGUUUAUCAGAAUCUCAUCAAGCCGUUUCAGAAGAAGAGUGGCGUGACCCAGGAAGCCAAUGUAUAUGAAACACUGUGUCGUUGUUAUGCAGAGUUGAUGCAUUUUAGCGUUUUAAACGUCAUAAGUUUGUGGGAUUAUUUCAAUCAUAUUGGAGAAGCGUAUGAAGUCACAAUUGUUGCCAAUAUAGAGGAAUUUACGACAGUAUAUAAAUACUAUUUGAAUGCUGUUUGCGAUGUUAUAUCUCUUGGUGGUUUUAUGCAUAUUGCAAAAGUCAUUGAAGUGCCACAAGUAGUAUCAAAUUUAUUUGUACAUAAUUUAAAAAGUAGUGAUGUAAAAAAGCAUAACAAUGAAAUCGUUAUAACAAUGGCAUUACAGCACCCUUUAUGUAAAUUAAAUAGAUACAAGACUAUGAUUCAUAGCUUGAUAAAAAGUAAUGGCACGAAGAUGGGUGUUGAACGAUUACAAGAAGCUCUUAUAAAAUGGGAGCAAGUACACGAUGAACAAGAUAAACGUCAGAAAGAGGCGGAAGCUACGAAAUUAUUUUGGGAGAGCUCCGGAAAACUAGGAGAAUCGCUGAGAUCUCCCAAUAGAAGGCUCAUUCGAGAAUCAAGGGCAUACCCGUUAUCGAUACUUAAUUCUGGAAGAUUUUCAUCCCAUUGGUUUGUCUUAUUAACGGAUAUUUUCAUACAUGUUACUGGCACUACACAUACAAUUCAUCCGCUUCGAACGUUAUGGGUGGAACUUCUACCAGACUCCGAAAAUGUACAGAAUGCUAUAUCGAUUGUUACACCAGAAGAUAAUUUCGUGUUAUACACCCCUACUGCUUCCGAACGGAAUGAGUGGUUACAUGCCCUACAAAAUACUAUAAAAUACAGUUUGCAAAGAGUGAUCGGAAAUGUGCCUCCAUUAGUACGAUCAAGCUCAUUCUCUUUCACAAAGCAUAAUAUUUUUAAGGAUGCAAAAUAUACUGGACGCUGGUUGAAUGGUAAACCACAUGGUUCUGGGAAAUUGGAAUGGUCAGACGGUCGCACGUAUGUAGGCCAAUUUCAUAAAGGUGUCAUUCAUGGUACUGGAAAAAUGGAAAUUCCAAUGCAAGGUGUAUAUGAAGGCCAAUGGAAAGAUGGUCAGCAAAAUGGAUAUGGAACGAUGAAAUACACCAAUGGAGAUUUUUAUGAAGGAUAUUUUAAAGACGGAUUACCUCAUGGCCAUGGUGUCAAAAAAGAAGGUCACUUUAUGGCGUCAGUUGCAUCUGUUUACAUUGGAGAAUGGGCUGCUGGUGUUAAACAAGGUUACGGAAUAAUGGAUGAUAUAAUGACUGGUGAAAAAUAUCUUGGGACAUGGAGUAAUGGUAUGAAGCAUGGUAAUGGUUUGAUCGUAACACUUGAUGGCAUUUAUUAUGAAGGUAUUUUUACGCAAGAUAUCCUAACGGGUCAUGGAGUAAUGGUAUUUGAAGACGGCACGCAUUAUGAAGGUGAAUUUAAGUCCGCAGGAAUAUUUUGUGGAAAAGGUACAUUAACAUUCCGCAGUGGCGACAGAUUAGAAGGCAACAUGAAUGGUGCAUGGAACGAAGGUGUCAAAGUUAUUGCCACAUUACAUAUUAAAGCUAGUGGAACUGCACAACCUAAUUCAAAACCAGCAUCUUUUGGAAAACUAUGUGUACCUCCGGAUCAGAAAUGGAAAGCGAUAUUUAAACAAUGCUAUCAACAACUUGGCGUAUCUGAAUCAGUCACAAAAAAUUCCAAUUACAAUGAAAAAUCUGUAGAAACGCAAAAAGUAUGGCAAAAUGUUGCUAGUAUAAUAACAAAAUCCCAUCAAAAAACGUUGCAACGAAAAAAGCUGUCUGCCAAUACUUCAAAUGCUAAAGAAAGGAAUAACGAAACUAUCGAUCAGCUGGAUAAGAUACCAGGUUUUGGACGAGACAAACUUACCAGUCAGACUUACAACGAAAUUCACAAGUAUUUAGUGAAAGCUUUUGAAAGCCCGCAUCAUCCGUUAGGCGCUCUUUUAACAGAAGUAGCAACGGUAUAUACAGCUACUUAUGGUGGAGUAAGAGUACAUCCGUUGUUGCUUAGCCAUGCAGUGUCGGAGCUUCACAGUAUCACAACAAGAAUAUAUGAGAUUGUGCUGCUUUUAUUCCCGGCUCUACCACGCUGUGGCAAAGAGUAUGUUCUUGAAACUGACAGUGAAGAAGAGCAAGUCAUAAGCGCUGCCGCGAUACUUCAUCCAAUAUUACUGCCACGUGUACAUUCAGCACUUUUUGUAUUAUACGCCUUACAUAAUAAAAAGGAGGAUGAUGCAUAUUGGGAAAGAUUGAUGAAAUGGAAUAAGCAGCCCGAUAUAACUCUGAUGGCCUUCCUUGAAAUUGAUCAGAAAUUCUGGAAAACUACAAAUGUAAUGAGCAUUUCAGACAGUUCAUUACCAUAUCAGCAUGAACCAUAUUUCAGUGAGGCUAUAGAAACUUUGCAGCAACUUAAAACAACUUUUUCACCUUUAGAAAAGUUGUUAGUAGUCAGAAAUACAUUUGAACAAAUGACACAAGCAGUACAAAAACAAUUAGGGUCUACAUAUUUAUGGACGAUGGACGAACUAUUUCCAGUAUUUAGUUUUGUUGUAGUCCGCGCUAGUGUAUUACAAUUAGGAAGUGAAAUACAUUUUAUUGAGGACUUCAUGGAGCCGUACUUGCAAAAUGGAGAACUUGGCAUUAUGUUCACUACUCUUAAGGCAUGUUAUUACCAAAUAUUACAAGAAAAAACAAACAUGGGCGAUUAAAGCAGUGUUCCCACAAAUAUAUGGUACAAUGAAAUGAUCUAUAUAUACAUAUAUAUAUGAGAGUAUAAGAUUAUACUCAUAAAAAUACAUAACAAGAUAAAAAUAGAUAUAUAAAAAGUAUGUAUUUGUAUUAUAAUACACAAAAGUGAUAAUUUGCAUUUAGAAGACAUAAUACAGGCUUUAGCAUCAUGAUUAUGUGAAGCCAAAGUGUCAGAUAAGAGAGAUAAAAACAUGGCAUAACAUAUCAAUUUAUUUUGUCAUUCUAAAGUACGUAUAAGUUUGCUGUUGAAAGGUAGUAAUCAUUAGUUAAUUCAAUGUUCUGCAAAUAACGUUUGCACAGAAAUUGAACUUCAGUACUUCCAGUUCUCUGUUAUUCGAGGAUAUCGCGCAUUAAAAGAGGUGCGUAGCUCAAUAUUGUGAUAAGAAAAUAGUUGGAAGUUACCUUUAUUUAUAUAUCUUCUCUGCAAUGUUAACUCAUAGAAACACUUAAGAAAGCGUUUCUAUAAAUCAACGUUUUUAAACAAUUUUUUAAAUCUAUAGAUAUGAUUGCUUAUCAUACACUUAUCUUUUUAAUUUGUAAAUAUAUAUCACUGUUUUUCAAAUAGACAUUCUCUUUUAUACAAUUUGCAGCAUGCCAUAUUUAUUUUAAUAUCACUUUCAAGAUUUAUUUAUUAUAGUUUAAAAAUUUUAAAUUACAAUAUACCACAAUACAUGCUGUAACUAUUGUAAUACAAAUGAAUACAAGAGAGGAAAUUGUUCCUCAUUAAAUAACUCAACAAAUUGUUUCUAAUAUAAUUCAUAUAAAGAGUAUAUUUCUCUGUAAUUUGCAAAAAUAUGUGCUAGAUAUCUGUUUGUUAACAAAUUCUAUGUAUAGUCUCCAUUAAAAUAUAUGUAUGUAUAGUAUUGUAAGAAAUGUAGAUUAUAAACGUCUAUGAAUUAAUUAAUUCAUAUUAAUAAUUCAUACAUAUAUAUUAAUUAAAAUUAUAUCUUGUUUAAAUAUUUAGGAUAAUUUUAAGAACUUGUUUAAAGUUAUUUUAAACUAUUUCAGAACGCGCGAACAUCAUACAAUGAUAUCAUAUUGAAGUUAUAGUUUUUGUAUUUACAAAUAUUAUUUAACUGUGACGUUAUAUGUGUUCCAUACAUUGUCUGUUACUUUACUUUUAUUUUAUUUAUAUGUGAUAAUAGUUAAACGCGAAACGCGUUUCCUAAUAACUAGCAUGUACCUGAAACUUGUUCUUUAUAUUAAUCUAAAAGAGCUCGCUUCUCGCUCGAUAUUUAUAUUUUUCAUGAACUCUAUUUUUAUCAAAGAAUAUCAUGUAAUAUUACAUCAGAAGGAUCAUGCGAUUGUUUAUCUUCUUUCGUAUCACAAAACAGAAAUUGACUGUAAAAUAUUUCAACAAGUUUCAAACUAUUAUUUGUCUACAUUUUAAGACGUCAUCAAAAUUAGUUGUGCGAGCUCAAUCGGAUUAAUAUAUGAUGAAUGUACAAUAAUUAUUUUCAAUACGCUAAACACAUUUUAUAAUAUAUGUUUGUCGGAGCCAAAAUUGAAAGAUCAAAUAAUUAGUAUCAAAUAAUAUAAUAAGAGAUCAAAUUCCCGUGUGAACGUAUUCAGUUAAAAUAUGGAUAAAGGACCAUUGUAUUAGUCACAAUUUGCGGAAGGAAUUUCAUUUUCUGGUAUAGCAAACAUUCUAAAUAUUCAAAAAGUUGUAGUACAUGGAAUAGUUAUUUAUUUACGUAGUAAUAUUCGAAAGAAUGUAUAAGUAAUGAAAUAUUAAUGUUGUAUACCGUAUUGAUAUUACUUAAGCAAGAUAAUUUAUUCGAUAAUAUAUAUUGGAGAUAUAUACUUUUAUUGUCAAAGCGGAAAUGUGAAGCGAUUAGUUUACCACCAAAAGCCCAUUAGGGGGAAAUUUGUAGAAUGAUAUAUUAAAUGAGUCGCAUUUUCUACUAAAUGAUGUAACACGUGGAGUGGAGGAGCUAUUGGCAUAUUAUUUUGUACUAGUAAAAAUAGUACACUUAAAAAAAAUACUAUAAAAAAUAGUAAUUUGUACUAUUAGGAAUAAAAAUAAUAUAAUCAUGCAAGUAUAACACAGCAUAAUGAAAUCUACGUAUCAUUAUGUGUACGUUUAAGUAAUUAUACAUCCGAUUUAUUUUAUAAUGUCUUUCUCAGGCAAUAUAAAAUUUUUCGAAUAGUAUAAACACUAUACAUAUAUUACAAAUUUUACAACAAUUUUGACAAUGUUCCAUAUUAUUUGUAACGUGAAAUAAAAACAAAUUAUCUGACUUGAUGUAUAAUCGACCGAUUAUGUUAACAUGAACAAUUGUUUGUUCAUCAUCAUUGUAAAAAAAUUAAGUGGUCAAAUACAUGAAAAUACGUA